UUCAUCAGGUUAAACUUUGUUAAAGUAAGAAAUCAUUUUAAAAUAUAAUUUACUGAACCUAAGUAUCAUGUGGAAGUGGGAAAUUUUCGCCCUUGUGGGACUGAUCAUUUGUUCGGUGACAAAUUGCACCGUUGAAAAAAUCGAUUGUACCGAAAAUGGAACCCAAGCCGACUGCCCCACAUAUUGUCCAGAGACAUGUGAAUACAAGGGCAAGAGUAAAUGCCUUUUGAUAUGCGGAGGUCCUUGUGUCUGCAAGCCAGGAUAUGUUAUCAACCGGGAUAUUCCCGCCUGCGUUCUGCGAUCUGAUUGCCCACAUCAUAUAGUGCAAGGACCAGGAGGCCGAAGAAUUUCUAACUUCGAUUGCUUCAGUGGAAUAAAUUCAUGUAGUCAAUUAAAUAUUUAAGCUAUCUAGUAUAGGCGCAGUUGAUACUGUUUACCUAUAGGCACCUUGAGACCAAAGAGGUUCUUUGUACAUAACAGGUCCAAAUAGACUUUACUUAAAAUUUGUUUACACUUAUAGGUUUGUUCUGUGCAGGAAAAGAUUGUCUUUUCAUUCGAAAAUUUGUUUAUUAAAAAUUAUUCAAUAUGUUUAAGAAUUAAUUUAAUUUUUUAUAUACAAGUAUAAAUAGUUUUAAUCCCAAUACUUUGAUAUCUGCCCUCCUCAACAUAUUUUCCACUGACUGUUAAUGCUACACGUGUGCGGUACAUUUGUUGCUUUCAAUGAUGCACCAACAACCACAAACUGUUUGGUAUUUUUCCCAUUUUGCAGCAGCGUAAAACUAAAAUCCCCGAAUUAUGCAACAAAAAAUUAAUUAAACACAAUUUAGUUUUGUCCCCUGGAGAUGAACGUGAGCCGCAAAAAACCGCGUUGCGCGAAAAUCUCUGCGGUUUCUAUCCACAUAUACUAUCUGAACAAGAACAGUACAGCUUCCAUAACUACGACAAAUAUGAAAUCUAUUGUACUAAAAAUAUUGUUUUCAUGUUUUUUUAAAUUCUUUUGUUAUACUUUUACAAAUAUUUUAAAUAUUUUUUUUUUAUUUUAUAAGUUAACAACCUGCUUUUAUUGUAAAAUUAAUAGAAUAGUCUCGAAAGCUAAGAUUAAAAAGUUUAACUAAAGAGAGACAUUAAAAGUACUAUAUUAGUUGUUGUACUAAUAUAAUAAUAAA
Molecule: messenger RNA, 1166 nt
Organism: Drosophila subpulchrella
Lineage: Eukaryota; Metazoa; Arthropoda; Insecta; Diptera; Drosophilidae
Product: accessory gland protein Acp62F
Exons: 1
Coding region: 68-403 (111 amino acids)
Source: RefSeq, a predicted model, not a curated record